GAGGCUGUGCAUACCACACACUAAUGCUCCUGUCAGAAACGUCAUUCUACAAAAAUAAAACAAAAUGUCAGACAAUAGCACACAAAAUGAAACCGACUGUUUAUUAGCUGAUAACACUGCAAAUGGUAUCCUGCUUGCAAUCUACUCUGUGGUGUUUCUGGGAGGAUUCAUUGGAACACUUAUAAUGAUCUUCUUGAUUUGUAGAACAAACACGCGUUCAGUCACCAUAACAGCAGUCAUCAACUUAGUGGUUGCUCAUACUGUCUUCCUCCUCACUGUACCAUUCCGGAUUGCUUACAUUAUUCAAAAGAAAUGGAUCUUUACCACUAUUUUUUGCAGACUUGUAAGCGCUAUGAUACAUAUACACAUGUAUAUUUGUUUUGUAUUUUACCUGAUUAUGCUAGGCACCAGAUUCGUUAUAUUUUUCCAACAUAAGGACAAGAUUGAAUUUUAUAGAAUCCUGCAUUCGGUGGCAACCAGCGCUGCUGUAUGGAUAGUCAUUCUCAUUAUUGCUCUUCCCACCUUCUUGGUAUACGGCCAAAACUCUAUUCCCAACUUACCAGAUCGAUGUUUCUACUUUCACAAAGAACUUUCUAGCAACAUUGUGAUUAUAAUGAACUACAUCAUAAUAGCUAUUAUGAUCUCGGUGGUUUGCUUACUUCUGACCAUACAGAUCCUCAUAAUUGUGAAGGUUGUCAAAAAAAUACAAGGCUCUGUGUUGGUUCAUCAGGAAUUCUGGGCACAACUGAAAAGUUUGUUCUUCAUUUUGGUCAUGCUAUUUUGUUUCUUACCUUUUCAUUUGUUUAGGAUCUACUACUUAAAACACACAGACAGUUGUUCCACAUACAAUGAAAUCUCCUUAGCCGUAACUGCUCUCAGCUGUUUGGAUCUCUCAAUUUUCGCCAUACAUACCUACUUUCAUAAAGUGUGCCAAAGAAAUAUGUGUAAGUGUUUAAUAUAAAUUAGGAGUUACAAAAUAUGGACUUGUCAUGAACAUUUGACCUGUUUCUUUAACUAACCGGGUGACAUUUCUUUAAAAUAGAAGUGUGUGUAAAUUUUCUAUUUUUAUAUA
Molecule: messenger RNA, 1072 nt
Organism: Pelobates fuscus (common spadefoot toad)
Lineage: Eukaryota; Metazoa; Chordata; Amphibia; Anura; Pelobatidae
Gene: GPR141
Product: G protein-coupled receptor 141
Exons: 2
Coding region: 65-961 (298 amino acids)
Biological process (GO): G protein-coupled receptor signaling pathway
Cellular component (GO): membrane
Molecular function (GO): oxysterol binding; G protein-coupled receptor activity
Source: RefSeq, a predicted model, not a curated record